Molecule: messenger RNA, 1758 nt
Organism: Triticum aestivum (bread wheat)
Lineage: Eukaryota; Viridiplantae; Streptophyta; Magnoliopsida; Poales; Poaceae
Product: anthocyanidin 3-O-glucosyltransferase
Exons: 2
Coding region: 89-1588 (499 amino acids)
Molecular function (GO): UDP-glucosyltransferase activity
Source: RefSeq, a predicted model, not a curated record
AUUAGAUAUUUAGGUACAGGACUACGUGAGAGACGGGAGAGCACUGCUGGCUAGCUUCUGUAGCUUCACGUGGUAAGUGUCGAACACCAUGGCAGCGGUGCCGCACGUCGUGGUGAUCACCUUCCCUUUUGCCUCCCACGCGGUGAAGCUGUUCCGCCUGGCGCGCGCCCUGGCCGCGGCGGCGCCGGCCGCCACCUUCUCCUUCCUCUCCACCGCCGGCUCCAUCGCGCAGCUGCAGGAGAAGAACCAGGAUGCCCUCGAGGCGAACCUACGCUUCGUGGAGGUGCCGGACGGGUUAUUGCCACCGAGCUCCGGUGGCGACGGGCCGGCGCCGCCGCAGAACCAUAUGGCCCGUCUCGGGCUCUUCUUGGUGGCCGCUGAGGCUGGCGGGGUGAAGGUUGCGCUGGAGACGGCUCGCGCCGCCGCGGGCGGCGCCAGGGUCAGCUGCGUCGUCGGGGAUGCGUUCGUCUGGAUGGCCGCUGAGGCCGCCGCUGCGGUGGGCGCACCAUGGGUCCCGGUCUGGACCGGCGGUCCGAGCGCGCUCCUUGCGCACCUCUGCGGUGACGCGCUGCGUGACGACAUCGGCGACAAAGUGGCGAGCCGGGCGGAUGAGCUGCUGACGUCGCACCCGGGCCUCGAAAGCUACCGCGUCCGGGACCUCCCCGACGGCUGCGUGUUCGGCGAGAUGCACCUGCCAAUCGUCGCCCUCUUCCGUCGCGUCGCCGAGCAGCUGCACGUUCCCCGCGCCGCCACCGCCGUGGCCUUGAACACCUUCCCGGGCCUCCUCCCCGACGACGUCACCGCCGCUCUCGCCGCGGAGCUCCCAGAGGUCCUCCCCAUCGGCCCCUUCCAUCUUCUCCCAGUGCCCGGCGACGACGACAACGCCGCCGCGGCCGACCCGCACGGAUGCCUCGCCUGGCUCGACGGCCACCCCGCCCGCGCCGUCGCGUACGCCAGCUUCGGCACGGUCGUCACCGCCGUGGUAGGAGGGCAGGAGGAGCUGCGCGAGCUAGCGGCCGGGCUGGAAGCGUCCGGCGCGCCGUUCCUUUGGUCGCUGCCCAAGGAGUACUGGCCGCUGCUCCCGCCGGGGUUCCUGGACCUCGAGCGCGGCAAGGUGGUAUCGUGGGCGCCGCAGGCAGCCGUGUUGCGGCAUGCAUCGGUGGGCGGCUUCGUGACGCACGCCGGGUGGGCGUCGGUGCUGGAGGGCGUGGCCGGCGGUGUGCCCAUGGCGUGCCGUCCCUUCUUCAGCGACCAGAGGAUGAACGCGCGGAUGGUGGAGCACGUCUGGGGUUUCGGCACCGUCUUCGAGCAGCCCAUGACGCGCGCGACCGUCGCGGAGGCCGUAUCGUCGCUGCUCGCCGGCGACCAAGGCACCCAGAUGCAGGAGAUGCGGGGCAUGGCGGCCACCGCGUUCGCGCCCGACGGCGGCAGCAGGAAGAACCUUGAUAAGCUCCUCAAGAUAGUCUGUCCACCACAUGAGCACAGCCGUGGUGAUCAUGUCGACAAGACAGCAGAGGUGACGGGAUGCGCACCGACGACACAUGGUCUGCUUGGUGCUAGCAGCCUAGCGCACACCGUGGCUGACUGAAUUAAUCAGUGCUCCCUUCAUCUCACAAUAUAAUUUUUUUUUUGCAAGUUAGCUCUGUGGAUCAAUGAGCUUAUCGUAUCAGUGUCAUCAUACUCCCCAAAAUUAGUGUUUGUAUGGCUUAUUAUAUGCCAAAGAACAAUCUGCGGAAAAGGGAAUGGAAAGGUAGCAAG